GGCACCAGAGUUGCCAGGCGAGUAGACCUAGAGUUCCGGGCGUGAGUUGGACGAGUGCGCUGAACUGGUUUAGCAUUACCUUUAGGUCAAGUUGUGCCUUAUAAGGUUUGAAAGCACAGAGUUUGACUAGAAGCAGUGAAGGAGAAGAAGAAGACAACAUAGAGAGACCGAAGAAGAAGAGAAGAAUUAGAACUGAAAGCUCAGAUACAUAUAAAUACUAUAUCCUCUUCUGACUGUUUUCACAAAUGCCACGCCCUUCUUUUCACAAGCUUAUUCUCUCCUCCACCUUUAGAGAAAGGAAGCUGAGGAUUCCAGAAAACUUUGUCAAGAAGUUCAAAGAUGAGCUUUCCGUAGCUGCUACACUUAUUGUUCCUAAUGGUAAUGUUUCGCGUGUAGGAUUAAAAAGAGUUGACAACAAAAUUUGGUUUAAUGACGGCUGGCGAGAAUUUAUGGAACGUUACUCUAUAUGUAUUGGGUACUUUUUGGUCUUCAGAUAUGAAGGACAUUCAUCCUUCAAUGUUCACAUAUAUAAUUUGCCGCCUUCUGAGAUUAAUUAUCAUUCAAAUCCUUACAGUAGAGCCGAAGUGACUUAUCAUAGCAAACACUAUCGUAUAUUUGAAGAAAUGGAAGAUGAUGACUCAGAAUUUGUAGAUCAUUCAACACUGAAUGAAACUUUCAAUUCUCCAGCACCUCAGAAUUUGCUUGCUAGUUCCAAAUACAAGAACGACAUAAAUUAUGCUGGUGAAGUAAACUUACAUCAAUCAAAAGUGACAUUGUAUUCCCCAGAUGGAGAACUAGAAAGGCUUAAAAAAGCUGGGCGAAAAAAGCGGAAGAUCGAUCCCUAUAGUCAGGAUUCAUCAGUUCAAGCUGAACAUGAAGGAGAAAUGCGCUUUAGAUUUUAUGAAAGUGCUUCAGCAAGAAAGAGAACGGCGACAGCUGAGGAAAGAGAAAAGGCGAUCAAUGCUGCCAAAUCUUUUGAGCCAACCAAUCCUUUCUGCAGGGUCGUCCUGCGACCAUCUUACUUAUAUAGGGGGUGUAUUAUGUAUCUUCCAUCCUGCUUUGCCGAGAAACAUCUAAAUGGGAUUUCAGGAUUCAUUAAGUUACAGAUGUCUGAUGGGAAGCAAUGGCCUGUUCGAUGUCUAUAUAAAGGAGGCAGAGCAAAGUUCAGUCAAGGCUGGUAUGAAUUUACCCUGGAGAAUAAUUUGGGGGAAGGAGAUGUUUGUGUCUUUGAGGUGCUUAGGGUGAGGGAAUUUGUGCUGAAAGUAACUGUAUUUCGCAUCAUGGAAAUUACAGGAUAUGUGAAUCGACUGACCCAGUAAGUUUCUCUUAGUUGAACCCAUAUGAUAAUGGAUUUCUUUUUUUGCUUGUUUAUAAGCCUGUCACGUAACCCAUCUUUUUCAAGUGAAUGUUUCUGAUCUGUCAUAAUGUGUCCAUAAACUUGUGUGCACAACUGACUGGAGCUUUUGCUAGUUUUUCGGGGUUUCUAUACAAAGCUUUUGUGGCUGGAUAUGUGUUGUAUAUAGACUGUCCAAUCAAGUUGACAUUCAUCUGAACUGAACAAAGGAUCUCAAUCCCAAUAUAAUUCUUAUCCUGUUAAGUUUGAA
This is a messenger RNA of Mangifera indica (mango), 1604 nucleotides long. RefSeq names its product B3 domain-containing transcription factor VRN1-like. The transcript is spliced from 5 exons. The record is from RefSeq and is a predicted model, not a curated record. Lineage: Eukaryota; Viridiplantae; Streptophyta; Magnoliopsida; Sapindales; Anacardiaceae. Gene Ontology annotation, molecular function: DNA binding. The coding region runs from base 246 to 1319 and encodes 357 amino acids.